This is a messenger RNA of Malus domestica (apple), 1983 nucleotides long. Its product is annotated as probable aspartyl aminopeptidase. Gene Ontology annotation, molecular function: zinc ion binding; aminopeptidase activity. Gene Ontology annotation, biological process: proteolysis. NCBI's taxonomy places the organism in Eukaryota, Viridiplantae, Streptophyta, Magnoliopsida, Rosales, Rosaceae. The record is from RefSeq and is a predicted model, not a curated record.
CCCAGAAUUAUUUAUAAUAUGAACCGUUUAAAGUUUUAUAGAUCACGCGAACAGAUUCGGGUUGCCGGGAUUCAGCAAAUAAAUUCGCACGCAAACCGAUUCUGGUUGCCGGGAUUCAACAAAUAAAUUCGCACGCAGAGUCAGAACGAUCCACUGAACAAGAACUAUAUCACUAGGAGACUUAGAGAGCGCGUACCGAGUCGGCUCAGCCCAGCACAGCGGAUAUGGCAAAGCAAGAACCAAACUCCGUCGUCUCUGAUCUCAUCAGCUUCCUAAACGCCGCCCCCACCGCCUUCCACGCCGUCGACGAGGCGAAGAAGCUGCUGCGAAGCGCGGGGUACGAGCAAGUUUUGGAGAGGGAGGAUUGGAAAUUGGAAGCUGGUAAAAAGUAUUUCUUCACCAGGAAUUACUCCACCAUUGUUGCUUUCGCAAUCGGAAAAAAGUAUGUUGCUGGAAACGGAUUUCAUAUAGUUGGUGCUCAUACUGAUAGUCCUUGUCUCAAAUUGAAACCGGUUUCCAAGGUUGCUAAAGGCGGGUUCUUGGAAGUGGGUGUCCAAACUUAUGGUAGUGGCUUGUGGCAUACAUGGUUCGACCGUGACUUGACGAUUGCAGGCAGGGUGAUAGUGACAGAAGAAAAGGAUGGCUCUGUUUCGUAUUCACAUAAACUUGUUAGAAUUGAGGAGCCCAUAAUGCGGGUCCCUACUCUGGCAAUUCACUUAGACAGGGAUGUUAAAGAUGCAUUCAAGGUGAAUGCACAGACGCAUCUUCUUCCCGUCUUGGCAACGGCAGUCAAGGCCGAGCUCAAUAAAGUGGUUGCUGAAGAUGGUGGGGCUAAUAGUGAUGCUCAGAAUGAUGGGAAGAAAUCCAAUGAGAAAACAACCUCAAUUGCAUCGAAGCAUCACUCACUUCUACUACAGCUACUUGCAGAUCAGCUUGGAUGUGAACCGGAACAUAUAUCUGAUUUUGAAUUGCAAGCAUGUGAUACUCAACCAAGCAUAAUAGCUGGUGCCGCAAAAGAAUUUAUUUUCUCAGGAAGGCUUGAUAAUCUUUGCAUGUCAUUUUGUUCUCUUAAGGCAUUGAUAGAUGCAACAUCUUCUGAUAGCAACCUUGAAGAUGAGUCUGGUGUUAGAAUGGUGGCUUUGUUUGAUCAUGAGGAGGUCGGAUCUGAUUCUGCCCAGGGCGCUGGGUCUCCAGCCAUGUUGAAUACUCUUUCACGAAUUACAAGUUCCUUCACAACAGAUUCUAAGCUGCUCGAGAAAGCUAUUCAGAGGAGCUUUCUUGUAUCUGCUGACAUGGCACAUGCCUUACAUCCUAAUUAUAUGGACAAACACGAAGAGAAUCACCAACCCAAGUUUCAUGGGGGCCUUGUGAUCAAACACAAUGCAAAUCAACGCUACGCAACCAAUGCCGUCACUGCAUUAAUAUUCAGGGAGAUAGCAAGGAAUCACAGCCUUCCUGUCCAGGACUUUGUAGUUCGUAAUGACAUGGCAUGCGGUUCGACCAUCGGUCCCAUUCUGGCAAGUGGAGUGGGAAUACGAACAGUUGAUGUAGGUGCACCACAGCUGUCGAUGCACAGCAUACGAGAAAUGUGUGCUGUUGAUGAUGUGAAGCAUUCAUACGAGCAUUUCAAAGCCUUCUUCCAGGAGUUCACUCAUCUGGAUGCAAAGAUUAAAGUGGACGCGUAGGUCUAUGGUCCUCCAGUCUUCGUCGUCCUUUGGAAGUUCAUACGAGGAGUUUGCUAGUUGCUCGUGGCGUGUUUGACCAUCAGUGUGUAAAGAUGGUUAGCAAUGUAUCAUGCAGUGCUGGACUUAUUGGCAUUAGGCCAAAGUCACGAAUUUUACCAUCACCAGGGACGCAAUACCGGCCGUAUUGCAAGUUUAACCAAUAACAUGAUGUUAUGCUAUGCUAUGUGUUUUAACUUUCUCACUUUACCGCCACUGUUGUGUACCUGUACGCAAUGUGAGAAACCCUCUCCUCCCGCUA